GCCAGGCGCUUUGCGUGAGAGCUCUGCAUUCAUUUGCAGACGAAUUAGUCAGCCUCAACGGCACGGAGCUGCUCGCAGACACGAAAUCGCACUUCUAGCCAUGUCUCGUCUCUUUCUGCUGCUACACGCAUUGGCCGUGAUUGGUUCUGCGGCUAAGGAUGGAAUGUGCCCUGCUCCAACGAGUCAACAGACAUGCAGCCUCAAGAAAUGUACUGGAGGCGAUGAUUCGUCUUGUUCUCAACAGGAGAAAUGCUGUUUGCUGUCAAAAGUAUGUGGUUAUGUUUGCGUUUCUCCCGUAGUACUGCCUACAUCAAGCAGUCUUUCAAAGAACGCAAGUUUAUGUUUGGCAGCAAAGUGUUAUGGAUGUCGAGUAGUCAAUGGAACAGCACAUUGCGGAUGCAUCGACAAGACUAAUAAAUAUUAUCACUCUCAAAUGUUUAUGUCAAGUGACGGUUGUAAUACAUGCUGGUGUAGAAACGGAACAAUCGGCUGCACAAAAAAGGCAUGCACAACAACACCACCACUAACAUGUCAGAGCGUGUUGUGCCCGAAAGGCACUGUGUGUGUCCUAAAAAAAGUGCAGUGUAUUACGACUCCUUGCUAUCCGGUUCCUCAAUGCGUCAAACCUCCGACUGGCGUUCCUUUUUCCAUACAGCCGACGAUAUCAGUAGACUUGUGUGCAACUGUGCGAUGUGGAUUUGGUCAAGUUUGUGUUGUGCAGUCAGUUCAGUGUAAACAACCGCCGUGUGGUCAACAAGCAGUUUGCAUUGGCGGCUCGAGUUCUACUGCUGGUACACCAACUGUGUCUCCAUGUGCAGCAAAAUAUGCUAAUGGGUUUUGUCGAAAAGGAGCUCCGUGUACUGUUAUAGGUCAACGUGGAUUCUGUGGUUGCAUCUACAACGGUCAGUUUUACAGACAUCAAAGUAAGGUCAACACAGACGGUUCUUGUGACGACUGCUAUUGUGAUGACGGUGCUCUCGCAUGCAGUUCUCUGAUAAAUUGUGGAGAUUCUUCGCUGUCAUGUCGUGACCCUAGUGGUGUAGUCACACCUUUUGGUUCUCAAUGGAUGCCUAACAGUUGUACAACAUGUCUAUGUGCAUUGUCUGCUUAUGGUCCUCGAGGCUAUUGUGUCACACCAUCAUGUGACUAUUGUCCUGGAGGACGUCGUGUUCCAGGUCAAUGUUGUCCAGUUUGUCCAACAAAACGGCCUCCAACUGUGUCUAGCACUGCUGUACCCACCAAUGUCUCCUUAUGUCGACUGCUGCGUUACAUGGUGCGAGGCAUUCUAAUUGAUCCUAAUAACGGCGCAUUACCCACAUCAAGAUCUCAUCAAAGAAACCGGCGAGCUUUCACUUCUGAUGGAAAAGUGUCACCAGCACCGAAUGCAAACCCGUCACCGGCACCUGAUGUUAGUGUUAGCGACAGCGUUCAAGCAGACUCGUUUAGUAGUCUCUCAAGCGCCUGGCAAACGUUAGGCCAACGUUUUCCAUUCUUUCCGUUGGUCAAUUAUGUGGAGAACAACUUCACUCGAUUUUCGUUGAAAAACAAUGACUCGUUGGUGGUUUUUGCCCCCAUCUGCAAUAGCGAUGGCUCGUUUCAGAGAGAGCAGUGUGUCACAGUGAGAUCUAAAUUGAGAUGCUUUUGUGUGAACCCAACGACUGGCGAUCCGUAUGCCAUCAGGCAAUACCAGCCAGGAACUAAAACUCUCCAGCCAUGUCGUGCUCCUCCACGUCUGACUGCAUGUCAAUCGCAACUAUACAACGUCUUUUUAUGGAUUCUGAAGGGCUUCGGUAAUGAUGACGGUCGUCAACGGGUUGGACGAGCAAUCGAUGAUUCUGGAGUACAGGCGACUCCUUAUGUCGUUCCAAGUCCGGCUGUUGGCAUAAGUCAAGAUGCUACGGCAGACAACAUUUUUAAUCUGUCGGGUAUUAUUCCUUUUGUUCCUACGUGUAACAACGAUGGCUCGUUUGCGUCGAUGCAAUGUGACGCGGCGAACGUAUCUUGCUGGUGUGUCAAUUCAAGGACAGGAGUUAAGCUUUCAGGGACAGACCGAGUACGUCCGUUACGACCUCUCUGUAAAGAUUCGUGCACUAAAUGCUACCUUCCUUGUCCUUUGGGUCAGAAGUCGGUUGGAACAAACUGCACGGGUUGUCGGUGUGAGUCAAUAACGCCGAUUUGUUUACCAAUCAGCUGUAGUAAACGUCACUGUAAUCUUGGGCAGGUUCCGCAAGGAAACAACUGUACAGGAUGUCAGUGCGUAGCCGACUCAAAGUGCCCUCCUGUCAAGUGUGGUCUAUACUGUCCAAUGGGAUUUCAACGUGACAAAACUGGUUGUUUUGUUUGUGGAUGUAUACAAGCUCCUACUCCUGGGCCUUGUGCCACUGCAUCAUGCCUUAAUCCGUGUCCCCGUGGAAACGUGAUGACAGGAAAAGACUGUUCAACAUGUAGCUGCCGAUCAUCAUCUUCUCCCUGUUCAUUUCGGUCUCUAUACGCGUGUUUUAAUACCAAUGAGCUGCAGAGUCAAACUGUCAACUCUACCUGUCGUGCUGCAACAGCUGCCAUUGGCUGCUACAAUCGACUUGUCAAUGCUGGUCAGAUUGCAGGCUGUAGUGCUAGUGAGAAAAAGGAAAUUGGAGAGAGAUUGGCCGUAGCAAAGAAGAGGCAGAUUGCAACAUGCCAGAAAUCAGGAUGCAGAUAUGGUGGAAACUCAUACCGAAACAAUGACAAAUUUCCAGCUUCGGAUGGUUGCAACACAUGUGUGUGCAGUCAAGGCAGCACUAGUUGUACUGAAAUCGGAUGUGUUGGCAAUACAGUCUGUGUAUACAAUUCCACUACAAGACGCAGUGGAUCAAACUUUAAUGCACUGGAUGGCUGCAACACAUGUGUGUGCAGUGAAGGAACUGUGGCGUGUACGGAGAAGGCAUGCGAUCAGACAAGGUAUCUCCACAUUCAAUUACGUUUUGCUGUGGACUACAAAACAGUCAUAACCAACGAACAAAGAAAAAAGGAGUUCAUGACUGACCUUCGUACUUUGAUUUCUCGUCGGCUACAAAUCUCUCCAGCCCAAGUCACCAUCAUAGAUGUGAAGGAAGGCAGCAUUAUAGUUGAAUUUUCCGUUCAAGCUCCAGAUCUUGACACAGUGCAACAACAGUUAGACGAUGAUAUCACCAGCCAGUCGUUUGAGUUCAUUUUUAACAGCGUGACUCUGAUACCAGACAACACACAAGUGACAUACCAGAAACAAGUCGGUGCCAUACCGACUGCAGACGACGACGACGAAGCAUCCAAUACAGCAUUGAUCGUGGGCGUGGUAUGUGGUGUCAUUGCUGCAGUCGUUCUUGUUGUUGUCAUCGUCGUCAUUGUGAUUGUUCGUCAGAAGAAAUGUGGGAACAAUAGUGAGCCUGUUGGUUACUCGAAGCAAUACUCUGCAAGUGAAGGCUCAGAUCGCAUCAAAUUCUCAUCUCAACCACUUUAGGGUUUGCAUCCAGACUAGCACUGGAAUCGUAGAGAUGGACACAGAGAGACAUGCAGAGCAUUGCUGCACGCUUAGAAACUUCGUAUUUUCUACAAAUAUCUAUACAACGAGCUGUUGCCGACUAGAUUGAUUUAAUGGUUAUAAAGCACCAUUUACGUGUGCAAAACGUCACAAAGAAA
Corticium candelabrum is the source of this 3654-nucleotide messenger RNA. Its product is annotated as kielin/chordin-like protein. The transcript is spliced from 35 exons. NCBI's taxonomy places the organism in Eukaryota, Metazoa, Porifera, Homoscleromorpha, Homosclerophorida, Plakinidae. The record is from RefSeq and is a predicted model, not a curated record. Gene Ontology annotation, cellular component: plasma membrane; extracellular region. The coding region runs from base 101 to 3475 and encodes 1124 amino acids. Gene Ontology annotation, molecular function: serine-type endopeptidase inhibitor activity; protein binding.